This is a messenger RNA of Gekko japonicus, 3687 nucleotides long. It is a transcript of the gene PGAP4, whose product is annotated as transmembrane protein 246. Gene Ontology annotation, molecular function: glycosyltransferase activity. Gene Ontology annotation, cellular component: Golgi membrane. Bases 182 to 1372 code for a protein of 396 amino acids. Gene Ontology annotation, biological process: GPI anchor biosynthetic process. The record is from RefSeq and is a predicted model, not a curated record. The transcript is spliced from 2 exons. Lineage: Eukaryota; Metazoa; Chordata; Lepidosauria; Squamata; Gekkonidae.
GGUGGUGGUGCAAGAAGACGGGGCCGAGCCGAGGUCUUCGAUCAGGUUUGGAUCUUGUGGUUGGCUCAGAUAAAUACAAGACUGUUCAUAACCCCCCCCCCCAUUUCCCGGUAGAAGCAAUGGGCUAAGUGAAUGACCUGAGGCAUGAGCCCACAACCGCCAGCCCUUGCACACGGCAGCCAUGCUCCCGCGAGGACUUCCGCAGCCAUGGGGGAGGCUGUGCCGUUGGUCAAACCCAUUUGUGCAGUUCCUCGCUUUGACGGUUGUGACCUUUGGUGUGCUCGCACCGCUGACUUGCCAGCAGUUCCUCUACUCCUAUUUCUAUGUGCGCCGCUGGUAUCUGCGCCCGAUGAGCCAAGAGUUCCUGAAGCAGAACCAAGAGGACGGUCUGAGGGCCCUCCGCUACUUUGAGAGACUGCGGACCCCAAAUACAUCCGAAAGGUUGGGCAACGAUGCCUUCCAUCCGUGGCUGCUGAUUACCAUCAUCACGGUCCAGAGGCAUCCCGAAUUCCACUAUGUCCUUCAGGUGGCCUCCCGUUUCCACCGCCUCCUCCGGGAGUGUGGCCCUCCCUGCCGUCGCCACCAGAUCUUGCUCUGCAAUGUGGAAACGGAUCCCGGCAGCCAUUGGGAUGCCAAGCUGCUGUCCAGCUUUAUGUCUAUGGCGAACCACUACGGAGGCCGUGAGAAGGCAGAGCUCUCGCCGAACCAGUUUGAGAAGGAAAAGCAGGACUACGCCUAUUGUCUUGAGAAGUCGCUGCAGGCCUACGACCCGGAGUAUGUGCUGCUGGUGGAAGAUGACGCUGUUCCCGAGGAGGAGAUCUUUCCCGUGUUGCAUCACCUGUUGCAGGUGCGGUUCUCAAAGGCACACCUGCAAGACGCCCUUUACGUGAAGCUCUACCAUCCAGAGAGACUACAGCGUUAUAUCAACCCAGAGCCCAUGAGGAUCCUCGAGUGGCUCGGAGUAGGUAUGUUUCUGGGGUCCCUGUUGGGCUUCCUCUACGCCUGGGUCUCCAGCCGCUCCAGCCCCAGUUGGCCUGUUGUGCUUUUCUUUGCCCUGUACAGUAUGCUGCUGGUAGAACUGGUGGGACGGCACUACUUUUUGGAACUCCGCCGCCUGGCCCCUCCGCUCUACAGCAUAGUGCCCGCGACAGAAUGCUGCACACCUGCUAUGCUGUUCUCUGCCUCUUCUGCCCACCGUGCCUUGGGUUACUUGAAAGAACUGCACUGCCGCCCAGGCUUUGCCAAAGAUACCGCCAUUUACUCGCUCCUGCGCACGAAGGGCGAACGGGCAUUUGUGGUGGAGCCCAAUCUGUUCCGGCACGUGGGGUUGUUUUCUAGCCUCAGGAUGAAUGGCAAUCCCAAACUUCUCUGAUGCUGCGGAGCUUUCUGGGAGUGGGGGGGGCGGAGCCUGAGUUGCCUGCCGGCCCGAGAAGCCAAGCAAGCGGCCGGCCUGUUUUGCUCGCAUGCAAGCACAAGGGAAUAGAUGGCACAGUGAUGCCGGUCAUCUCGGGACAUUGCCAACAGCAAGACGCCUCUCUAGAAAGUCACAAUUGCUCAUUUUAACGCUUGACUUGACUUGAAAUCCUAGCACACCCUGUUGUACUGCCGGUGAACACUUUCUGUCUUUUCCGGUCCAACAACGGGUUUAAAUGCGUGAGGCUGCGAUCACACACACUAAAUAAGCCACUUUCAGUGCACUUUACUGUGUGAAGUGGCAAAAUCCAGUUUGAAAGUGAAUUGAAAGUGGAUUAUUUAUUAUGCGCGAUCGCAGCCUGAUUGUGGAUUCUUAAAGAGGUGCCGUCGUCUUCUGUUCCAUUAAGGGUUGGUGAAUUGCUCCAUUCUCUCUCUCACCUUGAAAUGUAUGUUUGGAGGGGAUCUCUUCAGCCCAGACUGAGAGCCAAAACAAAAGCAGUAACCUCCUGUGACAUACCUACUGCUGUAUUGCACUCUUUCAGAUUGCUUUGGAUGUAAGGGGGAUUCCUGUUUGUAUUUUCCCUGCCAUAGGGCUUUUCCGCAUUCUCAUUCUACUCACUGUUAAGUGCCUGUUCCUGUUGGGGGGGGGGGAUUCUGUUCCGCAUGCGUUUGGCUCCGUCUAGCGGUCGAUUCAGUAUUACAGUGGUUUAUGUCCAGUGUAUCUCCCUGCAGAUUUAAACUAGAGGUAGCAAAACACAUGCGGAACAGAACCGCCCCUACCCUCCUCUGAAGAAACAGGCACCAGUGGGUAAAAUAAGAAUGCGGGAUGAGCCCACAUAUAAAAUACAAAAGGUGGAUUCAAAAUUAGCCUUUUUCUGGACAUGCUGUUUUUUUAAGGGUGGUUGUAGGGGAUGUGUGGAGAGCAUAAAAACAGUUAGUCCCUUGCCUGCAAUCUGAAAUGCUACAUUCCAGCAGUAUAGAUGCACAGAAGGCAUUUGGUCAUCUCUCUGAGUUCUAAGUGAUGCAUUUUAUAGGGAACGAGCUUGGUGGCUGGCUGGACAUACCAGAAGUGUUUCUUUAUAAACACUUCCAAAUAGGUUAUUCGUAUAAACGUGUUCAAGAGUUGGUUUCCCUUCACUGAGGCAAUAGUGUCUUGUUUUGCUUUUAAGAAUAAGACAAAACAGUUGAUCACCACCUGUCAACAAAAGGUCGGUGUUAUCAGGGAAGCAGGUGGGGGGCCAUCACUGCUCAUUUGUUACAUUAAUCUCACCCAGUAUCUAUAUCGACUUCCUGGUCAUUUUGGAGCCAAUCAUGCAUCUGUGGAUAUGGCACCGUUCUCCGAGGGCAGUGUGUACCAGUUCACAAUGCAUGUGAGAUGAUUUUAAGUCCAAGUCCUCCUACGCGUGCGAAGCCUCCUUUGUGAGGAGACACACCACAGGCUGUAGAAGAUCCAACUAGGCUGGAUGAUCUCUGGGCUGUUACUAGACCUGCUUCCUGCCAGUCUGUCCCAUGCUCCCCCUACUACUAUAUGCAUUCCCCAAGACGGGACAAGUGGGAGGGAUUUCCUUCCCAUUGCCCCAACCUGUUUAAGCACUUGCUUCCCUACAAGUCAUCCAUGAGUGAUUAGCACUAUUCAGGGCUGUCCUACAGGCAACUGUCCCCUCCCCCCCCCCCAAUUUCUUCUUCAUAUGCCGUUUCUGGUCCCAAGUGCUAGUCAAUCUGACGUCCACCUUAUUUUUCUGUGGUAAACGACUUCUUAAGAAGCAGAAGUGCCUUAUGCAGACUCUGUACACAGCUUCUGAGAAGUGUUUCCAUACUUCUUUUGCACUCUUGAUGAUCUGUGUGAACUGCAAGCUUUGGGAGGGUGGGCACUCUCUUUUCGUGGAGGCAAUAAUCUUAAUACGUAACCCCCCCAAAAAACACUCCUCAUCCCUCAGCACUUAAAUUGGAAAGAUGCCCUUUCUGUGGGGGUCCUCAUUUUGAGAUGUACAGCUGGACCUGGGGAAAAGUUCCAGUGACAAGUGAAGAUGUUGUGAUCAGUUUCCAUGUUUUCUAAUACAUAAAAGUCCCAUUGUUUUCCGUCAGUAGGAAUUCACGUGUAACAAACAAAUGUGUUAACAAAAUAAUAAUAAAAGUUCCCCUUUCCAGGUUGGAUUAACUGGUUUACAUUCCUGUUGAAAAGGCAGAGUUCAGACCCAUAUAGAUCGUUCACAGUAAAGGUGUGUUGAAAAGGUAAAGGUUCCCUUGCUCGAAAGCCAGUCAAGUCCGACUCUA